Molecule: messenger RNA, 291 nt
Organism: Morchella importuna
Lineage: Eukaryota; Fungi; Ascomycota; Pezizomycetes; Pezizales; Morchellaceae
Exons: 5
Coding region: 1-291 (96 amino acids)
Source: RefSeq, a predicted model, not a curated record
AUGCUCUAUCACCCCAAAGACUCUACAUGUACAUGGUUUACUCUUGUAAAACUUGUAAUACCCAUAUAUCAGCAUCAGGUACCCGUCCGUACCUUCAGCGCAAAACAAUUGGGCAAUAAAUGGGGAAAGUUGCCAGUUAAUGUAGGUAUCUGCUUGGAUAUAAAUAUAGCACUACCUGGGCAUGUACAAUUAUCUACAUUUUGUCGGGGCGCGGAGGGUCAGGCCCUAGCCUCUCAUCACCUGGCCCGACUUGCAAAGAAAGGAGGCCACUACUCUACUUACAAGCUUUGA